CCGGGGGUCGAGCAAACCAUAUCCUAUUCAAUGUGAGGUUCCAAUGACAGUGUCAUGCGGGAAUGGAACGUUAACUGUAUUGGACCACGAUUGAGCCGUUUGACGUAUGAGCUUGCUCACGGGAAUAGUGCGGUUCGAGUGUGUCGAGUUGGCCACAGAACUAAGUACCGCCUCACGUCCGCGCAAAGCCAACAGCGGACACUGGUGCGUGUCGAUGUCAUUGUUCACCCAAACUUCUUCAUUCUGGUCCUUGAAACGACACGUCGGAGCGUUGCUUCAUCCUUGGACUGGAUACGAUCCGUCGCUUCGCAGAUAUCAAGCGAAGAGCUCUGCCGCAUGCAGGACAUGCCACCACACGCACCUUGUUGCCCCCGUCAUCUCGAAGAACACUUGCCACCUCGCACCUGCUCAGGAACUUGAUCAAAGAAGAGUUAGCAGCACCACGGCGCGGUCUGAUGCGGUCGGCGACCCCCGCCAGCUGCGCGGCGCAUCUGCGCGCCACACGUGCCGCUCCACAUCUAUGGGUGAAAUACAGAAACCAUAUAGCGUUAUUGUAUGGAAGAUUUCGAGACUUGCGGUUGUUCAACCCAAUUGCUGGCUUUUUCCCCCAUCCGACGGUGGAACCACCGACGUCGAUCGUUGCCAUGUCGAACGUGGGUGCCGCGAUCGCACCCACAGGGCACCCAACAGGAUCAAGGGCGUGCCAGCAAGGUCACGGCCCCCUCGCUGAGUUUGACCAACUGCGGCCAACGCGGAGGUGGCCACAAGAUGAGCCCGAGAUAUAGCACGUCCGAUCCGCGACCUCCAUUUCGCGCUCUGAAAGGAUGAACACGUGUUCAGAAACAAGUGAUAGGUUCAGCCAAAGGGAAAAGAAGAUGGUCCCUGGUGGUCGCGUCGUGUUCGCGCCAAGGGCAUGGCGAAGUACGUGCAUCGGAGCGUUGUCGAAGCCGCGAGCAGUGGCCGCGCGCGUGCUGAGUCGAAGGACAUGACUAUUGUUGGACGCCGCAUCAUCCGGUGGCACGUUCGCUCUCUCCCCACAAUUCCAAUGAACGUCUCCGACAAAUUGGUAUACUGAAUCGCAAUACAAAUUCUUUCUGUGAAACUGCGAAGACUUGAAGUAGCGUCGACCGAGGCAGCUGCCCGGGAGGAUGUGCGACUUCUCUCGACGGUGACGCAGCAAGCUCCGUUCUGGCCACCAAGGGAUACGCGUGGCGUUGGCGGGAGAACCACCGGCAGGUCGCUUCAACUUUUUUUAGAAAAACGCGUGGCCACCAUACAGAAUGGGGGAUGCAUGUCGACGUGCAACUUCAACGUUCUGUUCUGCCCCACCGCCGCCGCUUGGGGCACGACCGUCCACGGCACGCAGCGGCCACUUCUUGUCCUUCUCUCCCUCGCUCGCUCUCCGCCUGACGUGGCGUCCGCGACAAGCCAUUCGACGUCGCAUCUGCUCUUCCCGUGUGCAACGUACCCAUUGACGUUUGCACAAAUCGGAAAACGUCUUGGUUUUAAGUAUAGGUGGC
This is a messenger RNA of Aphanomyces invadans, 1520 nucleotides long. RefSeq lists its product as hypothetical. The transcript has 2 exons. Bases 107 to 730 code for a protein of 207 amino acids. The record is from RefSeq and is a predicted model, not a curated record. Lineage: Eukaryota; Oomycota; Saprolegniomycetes; Saprolegniales; Verrucalvaceae.